Molecule: messenger RNA, 447 nt
Organism: Solanum tuberosum (potato)
Lineage: Eukaryota; Viridiplantae; Streptophyta; Magnoliopsida; Solanales; Solanaceae
Exons: 2
Coding region: 1-447 (148 amino acids)
Molecular function (GO): DNA binding
Source: RefSeq, a predicted model, not a curated record
AUGGGCAAAUUGAUGCAGACGUUUUUAUGCGACAACUUCUACAAUGAUGGUAUACCUUCGGACCCAUCGUUGCCGCUAGGAAGCUACAUUGAUGUUGAGUUGGAUGUUAGGGUAGAGAUCACCACAUCAAACAACAGUGAUGUACCUAAUGAAGGGAAGGUGUUUGAUGUAACUCGGAGUAAGUUGCAGAUUAAGAGAAAGAUUAUCCCCAUAUGUCGAGUGAAUCCAGAUAGGCUGAAAUGGUUGCCAAAUAAUUGGACAUUUGAAACAAAAGUCCGUACCGGUGGACUCAGUGUAGGACAAAAAGAUAGAUAUUAUUUUGAACUGGUGUCCGGGAGUAAAUUCAGGUCAAAGCCUCAAGUGGAUGAUUUCCUGAAAACAGGUCGCAAGAGGAAAAAACAUGACCCUAACUGUGAUGCUGCUACACCAUCUGAGGGAAAAAAAUAG